AUGGAAGCAGGCACUGGGAGAGCUUGUCAGCCCGUUGUUACCUCACCUCAGCCCGUUGUUACCUCAGCCCGUUGUUACCUCAGCCAGUUGUUACCUCACCUCAGCCCGUUGUUACCUCAGCCCGUUGUUACCUCACCUCAGCCCGUUGUUACCCCACCUCAGCCCGUUGUUACCUCAGCCCGUUGUUACCUCAGCCAGUUGUUACCUCACCUCAGCCCGUUGUUACCUCAGCCCGUUGUUACCUCAGCCAGUUGUUACCCCACCUCAGCCCGUUGUUACCUCAGCCCGUUGUUACCUCAGCCAGUUGUUACCUCAGCCCGUUGUUACCUCAGCCAGUUGUUACCUCACCUCAGCCCGUUGUUACCUCAGCCCGUUGUUACCUCAGCCCGUUGUUACCUCAGCCCGUUGUUACCUCAGCCCGUUGUUACCCCACCUCAGCCCGUUGUUACCUCACCUCAGCCCGUUGUUACCUCAGCCCGUUGUUACCUCAGCCCGUUGUUACCUCAGCCAGUUGUUACCCCACCUCAGCCCGUUGUUACCUCAGCCAGUUGUUACCUCACCUCAGCCAGUUGUUACCUCACCUCAGCCCGUUGUUACCCCACCUCAGCCCGUUGUUACCUCAGCCAGUUGUUACCUCACCUCAGCCAGUUGUUACCUCACCUCAGCCCGUUGUUACCUCAGCCCGUUGUUACCUCAGCCCGUUGUUACCUCACCUCAGCCCGUUGUUACCUCAGCCCGUUGUUACCCCACCUCAGCCCGUUGUUACCUCAGCCAGUUGUUACCUCACCUCAGCCAGUUGUUACCCCACCUCAGCCCGUUGUUACCUCAGCCCGUUGUUACCUCAGCCCGUUGUUACCUCACCUCAGCCCGUUGUUACCUCAGCCCGUUGUUACCUCAGCCAGUUGUUACCUCACCUCAGCCAGUUGUUACCUCACCUCAGCCCGUUGUUACCCCACCUCAGCCCGUUGUUACCUCAGCCAGUUGUUACCUCACCUCAGCCAGUUGUUACCCCACCUCAGCCCGUUGUUACCUCACCUCAGCCCGUUGUUACCCCACCUCAGCCCGUUGUUACCUCAGCCCGUUGUUACCUCAGCCAGUUGUUACCUCACCUCAGCCCGUUGUUACCUCACCUCAGCCAGUUGUUACCUCACCUCAGCCCGUUGUUACCUCACCUCAGCCAGUUGUUACCCCACCUCAGCCCGUUGUUACCUCACCUCAGCCCGUUGUUCCCACACCUCAGCCCGUUGUUACCUCACCUCAGCCCGUUGUUACCCCACCUCAGCCCGUUGUUACCUCAGCCCGUUGUUACCCCACCUCAGCCCGUUGUUACCUCACCUCAGCCCGUUGUUACCUCACCUCAGCCAGUUGUUACCUCACCUCAGCCCGUUGUUACCUCACCUCAGCCAGUUGUUACCUCAGCCCGUUGUUACCCCACCUCAGCCCGUUGUUACCUCACCUCAGCCAGUUGUUACCCCACCUCAGCCCGUUGUUACCUCACCUCAGCCAGUUGUUACCUCACCUCAGCCCGUUGUUACCCCACCUCAGCCCGUUGUUACCUCACCUCAGCCCGUUGUUACCUCACCUCAGCCCGUUGUUACCUCACCUCAGCCCGUUGUUACCUCACCUCAGCCCGUUGUUACCCCACCUCAGCCCGUUGUUGCCUCAGCCCGUUGUUACCUCACCUCAGCCCAUUGUUACCUCACCUCAGCCCGUUGUUGCCUCAGCCCGAUGCACACUCUGACCCACCCCACCAACAGCACUCUGACCCACCCCCCCACAGACCCACACCCACCAAACACUCUGACCCACCCCCACCAACAGCAACACUCUGACCCACCCCACCAACAGCAGCAACACUCUGACCCACACCCACCAACACCCACCCCCACCAACAGCAACACUCUGACCCACCCCCACCAACAACACUCUGACCCACCCCCACCAACAACACUCCCCACCAACAACACUCUGACCCACCCCCACCAACAACACUCUGACCCACCCCCCCAACAGCACUCUGAGCCACCCCCACACACUCUGACCCACCAACAGCACUCUGACCCACCCCCACCCAGCAACACCCCCACCAACACUCUGACCCACCAACAGCCCACCCACCCCCACCAACAGCACUCUGACCCACACCCACCAACAGCACUCUGA
Oncorhynchus masou masou (cherry salmon) is the source of this 2163-nucleotide messenger RNA. RefSeq names its product mucin-2-like. The transcript has 2 exons. NCBI's taxonomy places the organism in Eukaryota, Metazoa, Chordata, Actinopteri, Salmoniformes, Salmonidae. Bases 1 to 2163 code for a protein of 720 amino acids. The record is from RefSeq and is a predicted model, not a curated record.